Molecule: messenger RNA, 4131 nt
Organism: Acanthochromis polyacanthus (spiny chromis)
Lineage: Eukaryota; Metazoa; Chordata; Actinopteri; Pomacentridae
Product: NLR family CARD domain-containing protein 3-like
Exons: 11
Coding region: 74-3031 (985 amino acids)
Molecular function (GO): protein binding
Source: RefSeq, a predicted model, not a curated record
GUGUCGCAACUUCUUUUUCUCCGUGUGAAGGUGAAGGUAAACGGUGUGUGUGAGCUGCUGUGAGUUCAGCAGCAUGGAUCAGUGUGAGGAUCCUCACAGCUCUCUGUGGGGGGAACAGAAGAAGCAGAACAAAGCUCAGAGGAAAGAACCUGGAUCUGGAUCUGAACCAGGACCAGAACCAGAACCCAGCUGUGUGUCUGUGAGGAGUGAUGGCUCAAAAGGCGACAUCACUGACUUUAAAAGACGACUGCGCUCUGCUGGAAAGAAGAUUCACCAGAAACUCAGACAUGGACCUGAAUCUGAAUCUGAUCCUGGAUCUGAACCCAGCUGUGUGUCCUUUAAGAGCGACCAGUCAAAGGAGAUUUUUGUUAGAUUUAAAGGAGAACAACCUUCUGCUUCAAAGAGAGUGGAGCAGCAGAACUCAGAGGUUCCCAGAGCUCAGUCUGUCCAGCAGCAUCACCUGGACUCCAUAUUCAUGCUGCUGGAGGACAACAUGGUGACUUUUGUGAAGAAGGAGCUGAAGAAGAUGCAGAAGGUUGUGAGUCCAGAUUACCCAGAAUGCUCAGAGAGUCAGAGGGAGGAUGAGGAGGAGUUGGAGGGUGAUGAUGAAGAUGAGAGGAGCAGCAGAGAGAUGUUUGAGCAGAUCACAGUGUUGUUCCUGAGGAGGAUGAAGCAGGAGAAGCUGGCUGACUGUCUGCAGAGCAAACUUUCUGCUGCAGUUUUUCGACGUAAACUUAAACGUGGUCUGAAGAAGAAGUUCCAGAGAGUGUUUGAGGGCAUCGCUAAAGCAGGACAGAAGACCCUCCUGAAUGAGAUCUACACAGAGCUGUACAUCACAGAGGGAGGGACUGCAGAGGUCAAUGAUGAACAUGAGGUCAGACAGAUUGAAGCAGCAUCCAGGAAAGCAGACAGAGCAGAAACAAGCAUCAGAGCAGAAGACAUCUUUAGAGGCUCACCUGGAAGAGAUGGACCAAUCAGAACAGUGAUGACACAGGGAGUGGCUGGCAUCGGGAAAACAGUGUUAACACAGAAGGUGACUCUGGACUGGGCUGAAGACAAAAGCAACCAGGACAUCCACUUCAUGUUUCCAUUGACUUUCAGAGAGCUGAAUGUGCUGAAAGAGAGAAAGUUCAGUUUGGUGGAACUUGUUCAUCACUUCUUCAGUGAAACCAAAGCAGCAGGAAUGUGCAGGUUUGAAGACUUCCAGGUUGUGUUGAUCUUUGACGGUCUGGAUGAGUGUCGCCUUCCUCUGGACUUCCACAACAAUGAGGUCCUGACUGAUGUUAGACAGUCCACCUCAGUGGAUGUGCUGCUGACAAACCUGAUCAGGGGGAAUCUGCUUCCCUCUGCUCGCCUCUGGAUAACCACACGACCUGCAGCAGCCAAUCAGAUCCCUCCUGACUGUGUGGACAUGGUGACGGAGGUCAGAGGGUUCACCGACCCACAGAAGGAGGAGUACUUCAGGAAGAGAUCCAGAGAUGAGGAGCAGGCCAGCAGCAUCAUCUCCCACAUGAAAACAUCACAAAGCCUCCACAUCAUGUGCCACAUCCCAGUGUUCUGCUGGAUCACUGCUACAGUUCUGGAGGAGCUGCUGAGAAGCAGAGAGGGAGGAGAUCUGCCCAGAACCCUGACUGAGAUGUUCAUCCACCACCUGGUGGUUCAGAGCAAAGUCAAGAAGGUCAAGUAUGAUGGAGGAGCUGAGACAGAUCCACAGUGGAGUCCAGACAGCAGAAGGAUGAUUGAGUCUCUGGGAAAACUGGCUUUUGAGCAGCUGCAGAAAGGAAACCUGAUCUUCUAUGAGUCCGACCUGACAGAGUGUGGCAUCGAUGUGGAAGCAGCCUCAAAGUACUCAGGAGUGUUCACACAGAUCUUUAAAGAGGAGAGAGGGCUGUACCAGGACAAGGUGUUCUGCUUCGUCCAUCUGAGCGUUCAGGAGUUUCUGGCUGCAGUCUACAUGUUCCACUGUUACACCAACAGGAAGGAGAAGGUUCUGGAGGACUUCCUGGGAAAAGACUGGAAAGACAAGAACAGAGACACUCUGGAUGUGUUCCUGAAGAGAGUGAUGGAGAAAUCCCUGAGAAGUAAAAAUGGUCACCUGGACCUGUUUGUUCGCUUCCUUCAUGGCCUCUGUCUGGAGUCCAACCAGAGACUGUUAGGAGGUCUGCUGGAUCGGAGAAAGAACCGUCCAGAAAUGAUCCAGAGAGUCAUCAACAACCUGAAGGAGAUGAAGAGUUAUGAAAUGUCUCCAGACAGAAGCAUCAACAUCUUCCACUGUCUGAUGGAGAUGAAGGAUCUCUCAGUCCAUCAGGAGAUCCAAGAGUUCCUGCAGUCAGAGAACAGAUCAGAGAAGAAACUCUCUGAGAUCCACUGCUCAGCUCUGGCCUACAUGCUGCAGAUGUCAGAGGAGGUUCUGGAUGAGUUGGACCUUAACAACUACAUAACAUCAUAUGAGGGAAAACAGAGACUGAUUCCAGCUGUGAGGAACUGCAGAAAGGCUCGACUUUCUUACUGUAAACUCUCAGAGAGUCACUGUGAAGUCGUGGUCUCAGCUCUGAAGUCCAACCCCUCCCAUCUGAUAGAACUGGACCUGAUUAACAACAACCUGGAGGAUUCAGGAGUGAAGCAUCUUUGUGAUGGACUGCAGAGUCCAAACUGUAAACUGGAGACUCUUAGAUUGAUGAGCUGCAGGUUGUCAGAGAUCAGCUGUGAUUCUCUGGUCUCAGCUCUGAAGUCCAACCCCUCCCAUCUGGAACAUCUGGACCUGAGCUACAACAAACUUCAGGAUUCAGGAGUGAAACAUCUGAGUGGUUUUGUGGAGAGUCCAGACUGCAUCCUGAAGACUCUGAGAUUGUGGCACUGCAGUUUGUCAGAGAUCAGCUGUGAUUCUCUGGUCUCAGCUCUGAAGUCCAACCCCUCCCAUCUGGAAUAUUUGGACCUGAGCUGGAACAACCUGGAGGAUUCAUCAGUGAAACAUCUGUUAGAUCUUGUGGAGAGUCCAGACUGCAGCCUGAAGACUCUGAGAUGGAAGUGAUGCUGAUCAGGACGAUGUUUGUGGUGAGAGGAUGAAGUGUGUCCUGAUGAUCCAGAGGUUGAAGCAGCAGCAGCAGCUGGUGUGUAGAGACUCUGACUGGACCAUGUUACUGGGAGGUGGACUGGGAACCAGUAUGAAGUGUGUUGUUCCUGUAUAGUUUAGUGUUGCAGCUCCACACUGUGAAUGAUGGAGAAGUUCAGUUCAUGUUGACUUGAUCCGUUGGAGGUUGAUGUCAGGUUUCAGAGUGUGCAGGAAGUUUCAGGAUGUUUCCACUCUGACUGAUAUCUGCCCACUUGGAGCCUCAAUUCCAGGUUUUCAGCCCUUGGUCUGUUUGUGGGAAUGUUCCAGUGUUAUCUUUUAGUUUUGUCCUCACAUUAGCAUGACGUCAUGGUUGGUAAGGAUUCAAUCUGACCUUUAUUAACACAGAAUCAUGAAACAUCCUGACUCAGCUUGUAAAUAACACUCAGGGCCUUCAGGUGUUUAAUCAGGAUUUUUCCAGCACAUAUUAGUUGUUUGAUGAUCAUCAGUCAGUUUUCUGCUGACAUGUGGUUCCAUCAGCUCAGUUCCUGCUCUCUGACAGAAACUGUGUUUGUCCAACUGGUCAGUUUGUCAGUCAGGAUGGAAUUCUUCAUCCAGACCUCCAUCAUGAGCUUCAUGUUCAGAUCCACUGUUUGUUUGAGAUGAAAAUUCCACAGCAGGUGUUUCUCCUGUUUGUAGCUUUAGUUGUGGGCAGUGAGUGUAGGUGAGUCCAAGCAGGGUUUUCAUUUGGACUUUUAUCUGCUCAACGUAGGAGAGUUAAGUUUGGUUCUAACUUGUAGUCAGAAAUCUUCUUUUCUUCUCAGUAGCAUCUAUCACCCUCCGUUGCUCCUUUUUCUGUCUCCUGUGUUGUUUGAUUUGUGCUAACUCAACAACUUCCUUCAGUAAUGCUGUAGUAUUUCAUCCUCACUUCUCAACCCUGUACAUAUUGUAAAUAUUGUUACUACUAUUUUAUUAUCAUUUUAUUUCUAUUCUACAUUUAUUGCUGCUGGAACAAUGUGAAUUUCUCCUGCUAUGGGGAGAAAUAAAGGACUUUUCUCAAUAAAUCAGUCAUCUUUGGUUCA